AUGGUUCAGUUCAACAGUAGCAACAAGGUUCUUCGUUCUGGCUUGUUGGCUGUCGCUGUUACUACAUUCAUUACUCUUCUUUUCUUUCUUGCACGCUCUGAACGGGUCUCUGCUUCAGUGAGUCUACUGAAGCUUGGAAGCCAUACAACGCCACAAUGCUCGUCGCCGGCAGAGAAGGACACUGCAAACGCAACCGUUCCUUCUAUCGUGACCGUGACAGUGGAGCCAACACCUUCAGCAACACCAACAACAGUCCGAUCGAUACUUCCACCCAAGCAAGGCAACCCAGCCCUCCUCAAUGUAGCACCAUAUUACGUCAAAGCAAUGUUCGAUCCCAACGACAACACAUUCCAAAAGCUUGAUUGCCCGCUCACAACCUCGAUCUCCAAACGUUACGCAUACCUUCAAACGGCGCCAGCCACGCCAUCUCGUCCGAAAUACUUCUUCGCGCUUGACCUCUACCAAGUUGCUCAUGCCCUCCCUCAGCUUAUUGGUAGCAUAAUGCAGGCCAUCAUCUUCCUAGGACCGCACAACUGCGCACUCUCCAUCGUCGAGGGCCGCUCCACAGACGGCACCUACGAGGUUUUGCGCUCGCUCGCCCCCCAACUCGAAGACCUAGGCGUCCCCUACUUCCUCCAACUCUCAGACCUCUCACCCCAGCGCCAAAACCCAGAGCGCAUCGUUCUCCUCGCUGAACUACGCAACCUCGCCCUCCGAGACUUAUACGAGCACCCCUCCGACUACGCAGACGACACCACCAUCAUCUUCUCAAACGACGUGUACAUCUGCACCGAAGACAUCCUAGAGAUAGUGCACCAGCAGCACUUCCAAAACGCCCACAUGACAUGUGGAAUGGACUGGGCUAACGGUACGAACCCCGAGACACCCCGUCUGUACGACACGUGGAUCGCGCGCAGCAUGACAGGCGACACCUUCUACAAAGACAUGAUGGACUGGGACAAGGGCUUCUUCCCAGACCACCCGCCCACGCGCCAGCGCUGGUCCAGAUACCUCCCUGUCCAAGUCUUCUCGUGCUGGAACGGCAUCGUCGCGCUGACGGCAAAGCCCUUCAUGGACGGCACGAUGCGCUUCCGCGGCGUGGACGGGCUCGAGCGGGAAAAAGUCAAUGAGGAGUGCUACCAGGGGGAGCCGAAUCUGCUGACGAAGGAUAUGUGGUAUCUGGGGUAUAAUCGGAUUGCUACGCUGCCGACGAUUACGACGGCGUAUGACUACUGGGAUGCGCACAAUGCGAGGGAGGCGAGGGGGAGCGUGGGGCUGCAUGUGCUGCUGCAGAAUGGCACGGCGGAGGAGAAGAUCAGGUGGCAGGAAAAGCCGCCGAGCAAGUUUCAUUGUAUACCCGCUGGCCGAGAUUCCGAGUGGGUGCCGUGGGAUCAGAAUUGUGCGGCGAUCUAUGGGGCGAGGAGGAAUGUCACCCAGAAAUUGGCGCCGUGA
This is a messenger RNA of Didymosphaeria variabile, 1452 nucleotides long. RefSeq lists its product as uncharacterized. The coding region runs from base 1 to 1452 and encodes 483 amino acids. The transcript has a single exon. Lineage: Eukaryota; Fungi; Ascomycota; Dothideomycetes; Pleosporales; Didymosphaeriaceae. The record is from RefSeq and is a predicted model, not a curated record.